This is a messenger RNA of Acanthochromis polyacanthus (spiny chromis), 695 nucleotides long. Its product is annotated as dispanin subfamily A member 2b-like. Lineage: Eukaryota; Metazoa; Chordata; Actinopteri; Pomacentridae. The transcript has 2 exons. Gene Ontology annotation, cellular component: plasma membrane. Bases 59 to 448 code for a protein of 129 amino acids. The record is from RefSeq and is a predicted model, not a curated record.
AUCAUUCUUCAACAGAUUUCUGCACACUCCACCUCAAACCGCAGCUGAGCUCAGAGCGAUGAAUCCUCAAGGUUACCCGAGUGCUCCGGUUCCACCGCAGGGAGUGCCGUAUGGACAGCCUGAAGGCCCUGGAAUGGUUCAGCACACCACUGUGAACAUCAUCGAAGAGCCUCCACAGGACCACAUCAUCUGGUCCAUCUUCAGCUUUGUCCAUAUGAACCCUUGUUGCCUCGGACUGGCAGCUCUCAUCCACUCCGUCAAGGCCAGAGACCGGAAGAUGGUUGGAGAUCUGCAAGGGGCCCAACACUACGGUUCCACUGCUCGUUCCCUCAACAUCGCCGCCACCGUCCUGAUUGGCCUCAUUUGUCUUAUUCUCAUUAUUGUAUACAGCAUCAUUGGUGAACAAAUCAGUGCUAUGCAACAUUCAUAUGGCCGUUACGGAGGGUAAAUGUCACAUUGUGUGUGUGAGGCUUGUAGCUUUUCUAUCAUUUUCCAUCUUUAUACUUACAUGCUGAAACGAAAAAAAGACCUGCAUUUCAUUGCUGUUACAAGAGACUGAAAUGGAACUCAUCUUUAUUUCUCUCGUGACAUUUUAACAUUUUACAAUCUGAAUUCUCAUUUCCUGUUCUCUGCGUCUGAACAAUUGUUUUAUAAAGCAACUUUCUGUGCCAAUAAAGGUGUUUUGUAUUUGCAUA